Ylistrum balloti is the source of this 1255-nucleotide messenger RNA. RefSeq names its product porphobilinogen deaminase-like. Gene Ontology annotation, molecular function: hydroxymethylbilane synthase activity. Gene Ontology annotation, cellular component: cytoplasm. The transcript is spliced from 11 exons. Lineage: Eukaryota; Metazoa; Mollusca; Bivalvia; Pectinida; Pectinidae. The record is from RefSeq and is a predicted model, not a curated record. Gene Ontology annotation, biological process: heme biosynthetic process. The coding region runs from base 17 to 1162 and encodes 381 amino acids.
UAAGAUUUCUUUGAAAAUGUCGGGAAAUAGAGUUGUCAAAGUCGGCUCAAGGAAGAGUGAGCUGGCUUUGAAACAGACAAACACAGUUAUCAACAAAUUAAAAGAGUACCAUCCAGAUGUUACAUUUGAAGUUGUUACCAUGGCCACAACUGGAGACAAGAUUUUAAAUGCUGCUUUGUCAAAGAUUGGAGAAAAGAGUCUUUUUACUAGGGAGCUGGAGAAUGCUCUGGAGGAUAAAUCUGUUGAUUUUGUUGUGCACUCUCUCAAGGAUCUUCCCACCAAUCUUCCAAAGAACCUUGUGGUUGGAUGUGUCUACAAAAGAGACAAUCCCUAUGAUGCUGUGGUGAUGCACCCAAAACACAAAGGGAAGACACUCCAGGAUCUACCAGAUGACAGCGUUAUUGGAACAAGCUCCCUGAGAAGACAGUCUCAAAUUGCCAGGAAAUUCCCAACAUUUAAGUUUGAAAAUAUUCGAGGUAAUGUGAACACACGACUAAAGAAAUUAGAUGACGACAACAAAUAUGAUGCAACAAUACUUGCUGUAGCUGGCUUGGAUAGGAUGGGAUGGAGUCACAGAAUAGAUCAGGUGUUGACCCCUGACUUGUGUAUGUAUGCUGUGAGCCAGGGAGCCAUGGGUGUGGAGUGCAGGUCUGAUGACAAGGAUACUCUGGAUAUGUUAUCUGUUAUACAUGACAAAGACACAGUCCUACAGUGUGUUGCUGAGAGGGCCUUCCUUAAGACUUUGGAGGGAGGGUGCAGUGUACCAGUGUGUGUGUUUACUGAGGUCAAAGACAGCCAGCUGAAUAUAGAUGGUGGUGUAUUCAGUAUUGAUGGCUCCAAGCACAAGAUUGUUCAUGUGUCUAAGGACCUCUGUCCCGACCAGGAGCCAGCCAAGAAGGUUUGUCGGACAGAAAAUGGGAAAACUUAUGCCAGUGUCGUGAGUAAUGGUGUUUCUAAAGAAGAAUUACAACUCUCUGAGGAGGCUGGAAUAGAGUUGGCCCGUUUGAUUUUAGACUCAGAUGCUGGCCAUAUUAUCGCAGAAGCCAAAGAGGAAAUUCGCCUUGCAAUCAUUGAAGAUAAUAAAAAGAAAAUGGAAGAACUCAAAAACAAAGAAACAAAAUUAGACAACAGUUCAAUAACAAAUACAGAAAAGGGAUCAUAGAGAUUAGUUUUCUGAGAAAGUGGAAAAUUAUUGUUUAAAAAUGAUGUAUUUGUAAAAACUUUGUUUAUUAUUGCAUUGUCAUAUAUAUUUGUA